Haliotis rufescens (red abalone) is the source of this 3911-nucleotide messenger RNA. RefSeq names its product axonemal dynein light chain domain-containing protein 1-like. The record is from RefSeq and is a predicted model, not a curated record. The transcript is spliced from 27 exons. NCBI's taxonomy places the organism in Eukaryota, Metazoa, Mollusca, Gastropoda, Lepetellida, Haliotidae. The coding region runs from base 88 to 3576 and encodes 1162 amino acids.
UGGCGACGUAUAAACCAAAAUGGCCGAAGAGUGAAUUCUGUCCCCAUCAAAACCAGCUAACUACAGUGGACUCUCCAAAGUAAGACAAUGAGUGCCACCGUGGCGCCAGCUGCUAUGGAUCCCCAGCUGCCGAUGCCGACCCCUCCACUGAUGGACCGAUCUGCUGGGAUGGAAGGAAGUGGCACUAUGGUGCCUGCAGAUAGCAACCAGAGUGUCUUGCCCAAUCUGAGGUCCAGCACAUCAAUGGACAAGACGAAGCCCCUCCCAACAUCCCUGCAGAGUGACUUCCUCCCGGAAGACGUCCUAUUUGCUCUUACGCAGGCUCCUGUGUUGAAGGACAAACUAGGACCGCCAUCUCGACACAGGAAUCUAAAUACUACCUCUGUUCAAGGCCGACAGCGUCCAGCCAAUGUGUGGCACUUCCAGCGACGGGAUCGAUUCAAGCAUCUGACAGAGAACACAGCGUGCACGUGUGGUGCAGGGAGGGACAUUUCGUUCCUCUACGACGUUCCUCAAACAAAGGCAACAGCAGAGCGGCCGGAGAAGAUUGACAAGAGCAUUGUCAGGAGAGACACUGAGGAGAAACCAAGACAGGCCCUCCAGCUCCCAGACACCCUGCUGCCAGACGAGUACCACAUCGUCAAGAACAAGGGCGUCCUGGGGAUUGAAUACCAUGAAGAUAAAUACUCCACACAGCCGGACGACCAUGAGAAGCACCUGGUCAAGUUCCCGUCUCUGAAGCCGGCCAGCAGGUACGAGGUCCUGCAGCUGAAGCGUUCCCUGGAGGACAUGUUGGAGAAGGCCGGUGUAGCGGACAACGAUGUUGUCGUCAAGGGACCAACACAGAUGCACAAUCUGUUGGAACUGAUCAAGAAAGAGCAAAAUGUUUACAACAUAAUCUUCCAUGAGCUGAUCAGACAGGUGAGCGUGGAGUGUGUGGAGAGAGGGGAGUUGCUGGCGAUGCUGAGAGAUAAGUACAGCGCCCUCCUCAACAAAGUGCCACAGCAGAUCAAGAGUCUUCAUGAGGAGGUGAUGGCACAGCGGGCACUGGACAGGCGGCUCACCGAGGAACUCAUGAGGUUCAAAUCUACCAUCAGUGUCCUAACAAAUGAGCUGACCGACGUCAAGGAGCACGACCAGAGAGUGACCAGGGAGGCACAGAAAGCUCAGGAAGAUCUGAAGACAGCUCUUGGUGAUGCACAGAAGAACGCCAGUCUGCUGGCAGAGUACCACGACUUGUAUGAGCUGCAGCGCCGGCGCUUGGAACGCCAAGUGUUCAUGUUGUCUGAUGAGAGGGAGCUGUGGAGCACGGCUGCAUACAGUCUCGCCCUGAAGGUGACAGAGGAAUGCAGAUUGACGACGGCCAAACGGAUGCAUGUCAGCGAGAAGGCCUGGGCCAAGCUGGCCAACCACUUUACCGUGCUACUGAGCGACAAGGACACAGAGCAGCUGACCGAGAUUCAGGGCCAUGUGGAAGUGUGGCGGGACCAGAUUGAGGAUUUCAACAUCGCCCUGAAGCAGCGGGAGGAGGAGAUGAGAGAGCACCUCCGGGGCAUCAGGGCAGGAGUUGAGCACUGGGUGCUGGACUUCCAGAAGAACUGCUUCAACGCGGAGGGUAACAUGGUGAAGAUCCCCGACAAGGAUAAGAUGAUCAGUCUCCGAGACGACAUCCAGGCCUGGGAGGAGAAUCUGUCGAAGGAGGCGGAAGUGUUUGCGGGAGAUCUACUUCUGUCCAAUGAGGACGAGCUGAUCCACAUCCGGAAAGAGAUGGAUGGCUGGACGGACAGUGCCCUGAAGGUGUUCGGACGUCACUCGGGCCUCGAUGGACGCUCACACCUGGAGCAGGACAAUAUGAUCGUCCUCAAUGAUGAAGUGGAGGAAUUAUUAAAACAGUUCACGAACAGAAUCAGUGGAGAAAAUGGAGUAGCGACGAGCGUGAUCCACCUGACAAACGCUAUCGAGCUUUGGGAGACGCGCCUGACGUCGGCCCUGAACGGCACCAUGACCCUGCAGGAGACAGAUUGGAGCAGCUUCUACCACACCCUGGACGACUGGGUGGUGGCCGUGGACCAGUGUCUGGAGUACGUCGGCACCACCCAGAAGCAGGAGGACAAGCAGGAGGGGCGGGAACACACUAGCAUUGACAUCCACGACACGGUGAGGAAGACGCAGAAGUGGGCGACCACUGCCAGCAAUACCAUCGACAGCGAGGAUGCUAAGCUGGUUGAGCAGGUGUCAACGUUGCAUGCUGAGAUGGUGCAGUGGAUGGUUCAGAUGUUGCUGCGUCUUGCACCGGACAAGGAGGGUAACUCUGUGGAGGCUGGUGAGAUGGUGCUACUGGGCAGCUCGUCGAUACCCCUGCUGCACGAGAAUGCCAAGUCGCUGUUUGAGAGGCUGCAGAAAUUCUCCAACUAUGUCACCCUGCGGAUUCUGGAGGCGUACAGCCACAGCGUCUACAUCUACGUUGAAGACAUGCCGGUGGUGGCCACGGCCUCCACUCUGUCUCUCCCUCUCACCUUCUGCUGUGACGGCAUCGUCUUGGACAACACGCUGCAGCGCCAGGACAACAUGGAGGAGCACGCCGACCAGGAACUCCGGGACCUGCGGAGGCUGAGGGGCGAAUGUGAAGACUGGACCCACACAGCUAAGAUCUUGACCAGUCAGUUGACCGGUGAGACGGUGGAGGAGCUGUUCCCUCGCCUCGGACCUCUGGACAGUCAGUCCAAGACACAGGUCAGCUCAGUCAGACCUGAAGGAUACCAUGAUAAGGAGCCAUUGGAGCCCCAGGAGCAGGAGCAGCAGCAGCAGCAGCAGCAGCAACAGCAGCAGCAGCAGCCACCAGAAGCUCCAACGCCCCAGAAACAAGAGGAGACUACUCCGGCCCCCACUCCCACUCCAGCAGAGGGCAGCACCGGCCAGACAUCGGAGCAGACAGCAGGGCAGACGGAAGAGCAGACGGCAGGGCAGACGGAAGAGCAGACGACAGACAAAAGUGUGGAGCAGACGACAGUCGAGGAAACAGCUGAAGAAACAGCCGAUGCAGAGAAGACAAAAGAACAAGAACAAGAACAGAAUCAACCGGCCCCUGUGGAGGACGCCGGAGAGAAGCUGGAACUGAUCGGCACGGAUGACAACACCCACGUAGCAGGGCUACAUUCCGAUGUCCAGGCGGCUCCUGAAACACAGACUGCCAGCAAGUCGGGAACUCCAGACACAAAACGAGCCUUUGAGGCCCUGGCUGCUGUUGGCAACCUGCAGACCCAGUUGUUAGACACGGAGCAGCGCGCCCAGGAGGCAGAAGAGCGAGCUGCCUCGGCUGAGCUGGAGCUGACUGUGGUACAGGAGCAGCUCCGGGCCUUGGAGAAGAAGAUGACCCAGCUGACCGGCCGGGACCAGGAGGAGACCACGCCCAUCAGCCUCACCACGCCCUCCUCCGUCUCCACCCGCACCCCUACCUCCAGCAGAACCCCGGCCACCACCCCCGUCGUCCGGCGGGCAGAGAAGAAGGAGGAGAAGAAGCUUCCUGUUCCUCACAGUCCGCAGAAGAAGUCCUCAGCCAAAGGGAAGAGGAAGUAGAUUAGGAGGAAGGGGAUGUCAUCAUAUUUCAUUCCUUAGCUCCAGCCCAUCUCAACAGCUUAAAAUAUGUCAUGUGUUAUCUUGUAACUAUGUUCAAUGAAGUCAUCCGAACCAUAUGCCUACAAACAGAUAAAUAUUAAAAUUAGGUUUGCUAUAUAUUGGUAACGAUAAAUAGUAUUAUUAAAUUGCAGUUGUAAUUGGUAUUUCGACUGCUGUCUAUAAAACCUUUCGUGAUUUCAACAAAAAAGACGUGUGCAAAUGUUUGAGGGUUCGAAUCCCAGAUUUCCUCUCUGUGAGGUUUGCCAACACCACACCAAAGUAGAAACCAUGGAAAA